Poeciliopsis prolifica (blackstripe livebearer) is the source of this 2505-nucleotide messenger RNA. RefSeq names its product cereblon (gene crbn). Gene Ontology annotation, biological process: protein ubiquitination. The record is from RefSeq and is a predicted model, not a curated record. NCBI's taxonomy places the organism in Eukaryota, Metazoa, Chordata, Actinopteri, Cyprinodontiformes, Poeciliidae. Gene Ontology annotation, cellular component: Cul4A-RING E3 ubiquitin ligase complex. Bases 24 to 1358 code for a protein of 444 amino acids. The transcript is spliced from 11 exons.
ACUGGCUUUGUAAACACAGAGAUAUGGCUGACGAGGGAGGCGGAGGAGACAACGUUAACAACAACAUGGGGAACCAUCUGCAGCUGUUACCAGACAAUGAGGAAGAAGAGGAAAAUGAUAUGGAGACUGAGGACCGAGACAGUGACGAGGCGGAAAAACCCAGCACCAUCACCUUUGACCCCAGUCUUCCCACGUCUCAUGCUUACCUGGGUUCAGACAUGGAGGAGUUUCACGGCCGCACGGUGCAUGAUGAUGACAGCUGCCAGACCAUCCCUGUGCUCCCUCACACAACCGUGAUGCUGGUACCGGGUCAGACGCUGCCCCUGCAGCUCUUCAGGCCGCAGGAGGUCAGCAUGAUGCGCAGCGUCAUCCAGAAAGACAGAACCUUUGCCGUGCUGGCGCACAGUGAUGCGAGCGAGCCGGCGGCGGAGUUUGGAACAACGGCUGAAAUAUAUGCAUACCGAGAGGAGCAGGAGUACGGCAUCGAAACUGUGAAAGUGAAAGCUGUUGGCAGGCAGAGAUUUAAGGUCCAUGAGAUCAGAACUCAAGCAGACGGAAUCAGACAGGCCAAAGUGCAGAUCCUGCCCGAACGGAUCCUUCCAGACCCGCUCUCUGCUGUGCAGCUGUCGCCCCUUUCAAGGCUCCACACGUCCCCCUCCUCCAAACUCAGAGCUCAGAGCUGUAAACAGGCCCAGCGCUGGUUGAGCCAGCAGAGGAAGUUUCACUGUGCCAGCCUGACUCCAUGGCCUCCCUGGGUCUACUCUCUCUACGACUCUGAGUCGCUCAUGAACAGAGUGAAGAAGCAGCUCCACGAAUGGGACGAGAACCUGAAGGAUGACUCGCUCCCAACAAACGCCGUAGACUUCUCCUACAGGGUGGCGGCCUGUCUCCCCAUAGACGACGCUCUGCGACUCCAGCUGCUCAAGAUCGGCAGCGCCAUCCAGAGACUCCGCUGCGAGCUGGACAUCAUGGACCGGUGUACGUCGUUGUGCUGUAAGCAGUGUCAAGACACAGAAAUUACAACAAAGAACGAGAUCUUCAGCUUGUCGUUGUACGGCCCCAUGGCGGCAUACGUCAACCCUCACGGCUACGUUCAUGAGACGCUGACUGUCUACAAAGCCAGCAACCUGAACCUGGUCGGCAGGCCCUCCACUCUGCACAGCUGGUUUCCAGGGUACGCCUGGACCAUCGCUCAGUGCCGGACCUGCGGCUCUCACAUGGGCUGGAAGUUCACAGCCACCAAGAAGGACUUGUCUCCACCUCGCUUUUGGGGUUUGACCCGCUCGGCCAUGCUGCCCCGCAUCCCGGAGGGGCAGGACGAGGACGACGACAAAGGGUCUCGCCUCUUCUCCUUGUGACUUCAGACCAUCCGUUCCUCCUCCUCUUCAAAAAUCGCCUCCCUUCGCUCCGCUCUCCUGUCAGUGUCAAACUGCAAAUACUUUGUAACUUAAUAGUCGUCAGUGCAUCGUAACAGCAGAAAACCCAUCGCAGUAGAAGGGGGGGGUCGUUGAACGGCACUUUUCAGGGUCGAUUUCAGGAGGCUGGAUGGAGUCAUGAGAGGGAGACGAAGAGCGACUGCCUGAACAGACUGGGAACUUGUUCAACAUCCCUGCAUGCAGCAGCUGCACAUCAAGCUGUUUUCUCUCUGUACGAAGCAAUAUGGCUGAAGGUUCACUCACCCACACACACAAAUAAACACAAAACGGUCGCUUCAUGCUUUACGAUCUCUGCUGUUCCCUUCCUGCAUUGCAGAGUCUCGUCUCCAUGCAGCUGGCACCGCGAUAGCAGCCACUUUGUUUAGUGAACUUGUCGUAAUUUCAGCUGUGCGUCUGAGAUGUUUUAUCUGUCAUAGAGCAGCGAGGUUCGGCUCAGUGAAUUACAAUAUAUUUGAACAGUGAAUCUGUUUCAGUCAUUCACUUAUUAUUCAUUACACACUGCGUUAUAUUUCAAGUGUUUAUUUCUGUAAAUGUUGAUGGAUUUAAUUAGCAGCUAUUACAACACUAAGUUCUUCAGAAAAUUAAAGUGUGGUGGAAAUUGAUUUUUAAUGCAGAAAUGUCACUGCAGUGAAAAGUCAGGGCUCCUUUUGUAUGAAUUACUGAAUUAGUGCACCAUAAUGCGGAGGUCCUGGAUCUGCUGGAGGCUCGGGUUGGCUGGGGGAGAAGUAAUGACUCGGUUACACAUAUCCUUUUUUUUGAGCAGAUAAGACAUUUCUGAUGUUGCCUAUGGUUCAGUACAAAGAGUAAAUUCCAGUUGAUUUGUGCACUUUUUCACAGUUCUUCCUUCCACCUAACUUUCCAUUGAGAGGCUUGGAUACAUUGCGAUAUGAUCAGUCAGACACUGUUUUUUUAUUCUCUAUGAUUGUGGAAAUCUAUGUAGUGACCAUAAGAUAUCUGUUUUCUUUUUUUUUUCCUUGACUGUAUGUAAUAUUUACGUUUUCUGAUUAUUAUUUUCUUAAACUGAAAGUCACAACCAUCAAAAUGAAAAGAAAUAAACACUUUAAAUAUA